Messenger RNA from Xyrauchen texanus (razorback sucker), 5445 nucleotides. RefSeq names its product probable ATP-dependent RNA helicase ddx6. Gene Ontology annotation, biological process: cytoplasmic stress granule assembly; P-body assembly. Gene Ontology annotation, molecular function: RNA helicase activity; ATP binding; mRNA binding. Gene Ontology annotation, cellular component: P-body; cytoplasmic stress granule. NCBI's taxonomy places the organism in Eukaryota, Metazoa, Chordata, Actinopteri, Cypriniformes, Catostomidae. The transcript is spliced from 14 exons. The coding region runs from base 971 to 2497 and encodes 508 amino acids. The record is from RefSeq and is a predicted model, not a curated record.
CGACCAUGUUGACAGAGAAGUACAACAAAGGAGACGAGCUGCUUGUAGUGACAUUACACACUUUCUAAAAACCACACGGAUAAACCAUUCAUUCACAUCAGAUAUAACGAAGCAUACAGCAUCGACAAAAAGCAAAGGGUUGCACAGGUGUGGGAAUAACUGGAAGACGACACCGUAAAGGAUCUACUACUCCAUACCUCCCAUUUACACAUACCCUACUCACUUAUAUUCAAAACUAUAUCUCUGACUACUCAGCAAGCAUAGACUUGCAAGCUUAAACAGAAGAUUAUUUAAGGAACUGAAGGCAAUACUUGUGUUUGGUCCUAUUUGGCCUUUGGACUGCAGUCAUCCUGACGUGUUGCAUUGUCUAUGAACAUUCCCAAUUUUGAAUGUGUCUGAUUCAACCCUCAGAUGCUGUGGAGUGAAUCUUGCCCGCCAGACAAAUGUAUAGAUGAACUGAAGCUGGACUGUGAUCUAAACAGGAUAUCAAAUCAUUUAAAUGCACAAGAACAAAUCUGUUUAAGUAACUAUUGCAAAAGUAAGACAAAGACAAAAUUAAAGUCAUUCUUGUCAGAAGAGCAGUAUUUAUGCUAAAGGUCUUUCCUUAGUUCAGAUUGCCUUAGCUGUUCUUUUGCAGGACUAGUCAUCAAUCACACCUGUUCAGGUAUAAUUUUCUAUACUGUGUUCAGGUGUACUAUAUUUAUGCACAUAAAUAUUUAUUUAUCUUCUUUUGGAAGAGCUUUCCUGUUAAACCUUCUUUGACAGCAGUUGCUCUUAUUUAAAGAGAUAAGCUGUACAUUGAGUUUGUAAAUAUCUCAUAAGAUUCUUUAUUGAAGAUUUUUACUGAGACCUUGUGGACACUGUAAAUGCUUUAUUAGAUCUCAUCUAAACGUUGGUAAGGCAUUUAAAAAAGUGAAGAAGAAAACGUAUAAACUUCAGAGAACAAAAAAACCUUAAAAGAAGCGUUCAAAUGGCAACAAGGAUGGAGAAUGUUACCCCUGCUGUCAUGGGAAUGAACCAACACAGCAGGCAGCUUAAAGGCCAGCCUAAAAUAACCUCUCAAUUAGGACCCCAAACUGCACCCCAAGGCGCUCUACUUGGAAAAGAACAUGCAGGAACCCAGAAGCCAGCCAAUGCCUCUCAAGAAGGAACUGGCAUCAGGUUUGGUGAUGACUGGAAAAAGAGUCUAGAGCUCCCCCCUACGGACAACAGAGUCAGAACUUCUGAUGUCACUGCCACAAAAGGAAAUGAGUUUGAGGACUACUGCUUGAAGAGAGAGCUACUGAUGGGCAUCUUUGAGAUGGGCUGGGAAAAGCCCUCCCCCAUUCAGGAGGAGAGCAUCCCUAUUGCUCUCUCUGGCCGUGAUAUACUGGCUCGUGCCAAAAAUGGAACAGGAAAGAGUGGUGCGUACUUGAUUCCCCUGCUUGAGAGAAUUGACCUGAAAAAGGACUACAUUCAGGCCAUAGUGAUAGUUCCCACCCGUGAGCUCGCACUGCAGGUCAGUCAGAUCAGUAUUCAGAUUAGUAAGCACCUUGGAGGUGUCAAAGUCAUGGCAACCACAGGUGGGACCAACCUACGAGAUGACAUCAUGCGCCUGGAUGAGACUGUUCAUGUUGUUAUAGCAACACCAGGCCGUAUUUUGGACUUGAUUAGAAAGGGUGUGGCCAAAAUGGAUAAAGUUCAGAUAAUGGUUAUGGAUGAGGCCGAUAAGUUGCUUUCUCGGGACUUUGUAGUUAUUAUUGAGGACAUCAUUGGUUCCCUUGCAAAGAACAGACAGAUUCUACUUUAUUCGGCCACUUUUCCCAUCAGCGUACAGAAGUUCAUGGUGAAGCACCUGCAGAAGCCCUAUGAGAUUAAUCUGAUGGAAGAAUUAACUCUGAAGGGCAUUACCCAGUACUAUGCUUACGUCACAGAGAGACAGAAAGUGCACUGUCUCAACACACUGUUUUCCAAGUUGCAGAUCAAUCAGUCCAUCAUCUUCUGUAACUCUACUCAGAGAGUGGAACUUUUGGCCAAGAAGAUCACCCAGCUGGGCUACUCCUGCUUUUACAUUCAUGCAAAAAUGAUGCAGGAAUAUAGAAACCGUGUUUUCCAUGACUUCAGAAAUGGACUCUGCAGAAAUCUUGUCUGCACAGAUUUGUUCACUAGAGGCAUUGACAUCCAGGCAGUAAAUGUGGUCAUAAACUUUGACUUCCCCAAGAAUGCAGAGACAUAUCUGCAUCGCAUAGGACGCUCAGGAAGAUUUGGACAUUUGGGUUUGGCUGUCAAUCUCAUUACCGCUGAGGACCGCUUUAACAUGAAGGCCAUUGAGGACCAGCUGAUCACGGACAUCAAACCCAUUCCCAGCAGCAUUGAUAAGAGCCUGUAUGUGGCAGAGUUCCACUCUGUUAACCCUGACUGUGAGGUGGAAGCAGAGGAAGGAGAGACCCAUCGCCCUGGCAGAGAGCCUCAAGCCUCAUAUUCAACACAAUUUGAGCAGGACAAUAAGAGAAACUGAACCUGGCGUUUGCACAAACCAGUUACUGCUCCGCUAUUGUUUUCCCUCUGCAACUUGCCAAUGUUUUGUUCAUUUUUACAUUAAUUGUUCAUUGUUUUGAUCCUUGUGUCUGUCAGAAUUUGUAGUAUGCUUUGCACCAGAGACCAAGACUGACUUAUACCUCCUAUAUGAAUGACCACGCACAUUCCAGUUGGUCCAAUUGAGACUUGCAAUAAAAACCUAUUCAGAUAAGUGUUCCUGUUUGAUAGGAUAAAUAGGGCAUUUUUGAAAAUAUAGAGUUGCAUGGAUGCAUCAUUAGUGUGUGCAAAUGGUGCAGACCAUUCACUCACUCUAAGAAUUUAAGCAACGCAUCAGUCUUUAUGAGACAGUCUCCCCGUACUUUGUCACACACACAAGAGCAAAGUGUUUUUAACCCAAGUGCCUUAAUAUGUCGCCUCUGUCUUCGAUUCAUAUGUAUUUCUGGAUGUAUAAGUAUUUUUAAAGGCUAAAAGGCAGACACAUUGAUGCUACUUGAUUCUAUGAAUGAAUCAUUAGUAUUUAUUCCAACAAGAGGAGCGUUUUCAAAGGUGUCAAGUUGUCAACUGUGUAAACUGAUAGGAAACAUGGAAGGUAAACAGUGAUGGUUUCUGUACAAAUGGGCACUCCUAAAUCUGUAAGAACUUGUAGUUAUACUGCAUUAAAUUUAUAAAGGUCCAGUGCAGUUGUUUUUAUAUAGUGAGAGGUGUUUUUAAAAAAAAAAAAAAUUUAUAUAUAAUUUUGAAAACAUUCUUAUAAAGUUUAGCAAUACAGAGGUGAGAUAUUACCAAUUUAACAGGGUCAUGACAAAAAGCAUGGCAUAAUGUGAAAUACACCAGACUACUACUAGAAAAUGUAAUAAUGUAUUGAAACUCACCACAAAUAAAAAUCAAUUCAUGACAAGGAUGACAGAAGCCUGAAUGUCAUCAUAGAUUGUCAUAAACAGUCCUUAAAGAAAUGCACAACUACAUCAAAAGAUUCCUCAAAAUGGGCCGUUUGGUUGAUUUCAGUUAAAGAUUGCUGAGAAGACACCAAAUUUAAAAGGUUAGUCAAGUGCUCUGUGCAAAGCAUUUGGACUGAUAUUGAAACGUUCUUUCAUACCAAAAGACUUGAGCUAACUACACAUUUGGAAUUUGUAUUUUCUGAAAAUGUUAUUCUUUUACCAUUUGCAUUUAUUUCGAUAUGAAUGGAUGUAUAAAAUUGGUUAAUGAAUGAACUCAUGACAUUUAUAUUUCUAGAUAUUUGAAUUGCCAAAAUGUUUGCUUUCACCUUCUACUGAAUUUUGCAUUUGAUCCAUACUGUCUAUUCUAUUUUUUGAGUAACUUUCCUCUUAAUGUCAAAAAGCCUUUCUUUCAUCUCCUUUUGGAUGCUUGUAAUGGCUUUUUGUAAUCCAGUGUUGCAUUUAUAAAAGUGAUGUUUUUUUUUCAGAUCAGACUUUUUAUUAGAUUUUUUUUUAGUAUAGCAAAAUUGUAGCAUCUUCUAAGUGGCAGCUGUGAUAUUUUUCCAAGAGAUGUUCCUUUUAUUGAAACCAGUGGAAAAAAAUAUUUUUGGCCAUUUUUUUUGUCAGUUUCCUUUAGUGCAGAAAACUCUGUUUACAUUUAGCUAUUAAUGAGCAUUUCCAAGUUAAAUUAGGAGACAUUGAGCCAGACUAAAAAUCUCUGAGGAUAUUGUUUUUUUGAAACAUGUGUUUCUACAAGGCAUAUACAAAUUUUGCAUAAUUUUGAAACUUCAAAACUUUCAUUUGUACUUUAAUGGAGUUAAAUUCUUUAAGCAUCCAGUUGUUGUUUUUUUGCUGUUGUUUAUGGUGAGCAUGUUUCGGGGGGGGGGGGUUACUGCAAUUAAAAUAAGUUUAAAAAACAGCAGGAGACAUGGGUGUGAUAGGGAGGCCGAUUUUGUGGGACAGAUUAUUUUUUAUCUAAUGCUGAAUUUCAGGACAAAUACUGAAGCAAAACCAAAAAUAUAUUUCUUGAGUGUGCAUGUGUGCAUAAUUUUUGGGUGGGUGUACAUGUCAGUUACUCUGAUUGAUGGAAGAAUGCUUUUGUGUGCGUGCGUGCGUGCGUGGGGGGGGGGGGCGUCUGAUUUGAGAAUAAUACUGUCAUGUUUGUUUUUGUAUCUAAUGUUCAUUUUCUUUAAAUAGCUUGAGGGUUAUAGUUUGUAUUGUGGUAUGGAAGAGAAUGUGUGUACCAUAAGUUCAGUAUAUUCAUAUCAGAUGUUGCCGUUAAAGUGAAGAACUGAGCCAUUACCUUGAUCAAAACAUCACAGACCACAUAAAUUGGUUUAAGUAACCAUGCACCGGGGGAUGUAUUUGCAUCCAAAACAUUAUUUCUUAUAUUUUAUGUACAGAGGCAGCUCCUUUGCUCUAAAAAUGGUUAACUGUUUCCUAUAAAAAAUUAUUGUUGCACCACCAAUGUAUAUCGUUAGUAAAGAAUACAAAUAUUUUCAAUUAAAUAUCAUUCUUAAUCAAAAUAUUAUGUUCUAUUUAGCAUGAUUUCUUUUUCUGAUUUGACUUGUUCAAUAACAAAAUUAUAGUGAGAAAUCAAAUGUUCAGAAAUCUUUUGUAUGUCGAAAUCCGUACAUCUUUGACCAUUAAUAUGUUUUCUGUUUCUAUGUAUUUUUAUAUCUGCCUCAACUGGGGAAGAGAGAAGAAAUGUGCUUCUUGAUAUGCUCUGAACUUAGCUGUAAUGUCUUUGCUUGGUUGGUCCACCCUGUGCUUCCAGUCAUUUUAUUCCCAUGUUACUGCUGUUUACCUAAUUCUAUGCAACACUGCUGCUCAUUAAAGCAUAGUUUUGCAAUGAAAAUCCAAUUGGAAAUUGCAGCAGUCACCUAGUCCUGGGUUGCCACCAUUUUUUGAUUGGAUUUGAUGAUGAUAAAUGUUACCAUGUGGUCUGUGGACCAUCAUCAGUUUAUUAUUUGUUUAAUAAAAAAAGAAAGAA